AAUAAAUCAGUCUGUAACCCCUAAAAUUCCUCGCCUCUCCUCGAGGAUACUCAUAAUUAAGCUCCCUUGCCCACGGCCACCUCCGCCGCCGCCGCCGCCGCCGCGCUGGAGCUCCAUCUCCUCGCCGCCGCUUCUUCUGCAUCUCCCUAGCUCACCAGAUUGUCGCUACUUCGAAAAGACGUUCGACUUCCUCGCCUUUCUGUUGCCCUCCGCUAAACAGGAAGCGCCUGCACAUAUCCUUCUUUAGCUUCCCAACAACAAAAAAUGGCAGAAGCAGAGGAGGAAAACAGAGAGGAAAUCGUCGCCGAGAAGAAGAGCAAAAGGAAUAGGAAGAAACAGAAGACGGAGAAUCCAUCCCAGAAGGAAGAAACCCAGGAGCGGAAGCAGAACGGCGAAGGGAAACCACAGCAGCAAAAUCAAGUCGCCGGCGGCGACCACCCUGCUCAAAACAACAACGGCGGCGGCAGCAGCAAGAAGAGGAAACAGAGAGAAGCAUUUCCAUUCGGAAACUACAGAAACUACUACGGAUACCGUAUUGGUCAGGAGGUGGAUGAAGAUCCGAGGCUUAAGGUCUUAAAGAGGGAGUGGUUUGAAGGGAAAGAUUGUCUCGACAUUGGCUGCAAUAGUGGCAUAAUCACCAUCCAUAUUGCCAAAAAGUAUAACUGCCGGAGCAUCCUUGGAGUAGAUAUAGACACUGCCCGUAUUUCUGAUGCAUAUUGGCACUUGAGAAAAUUUUCGAGAGAGCACUCUGGGAGCAGUAGUACAAAUGUAUCCAAGGAGGAAGUCAAAGAGAAAUUGAAAGCUUCCAAGCAAAUUGCACAUGUAGUACCAGGAGAUGGCGAGGAGAUCAAGAAAGAAGCAUCAUUUUCUGAGAAAACAAAUCUGUUUGAUGUUGUUUCCUUUCGACAAGAAAAUUUUGUUGACAGUCGGCACUCCCAUGAGAAGCAGUAUGAUACUAUUCUAUGUUUGAGUGUUGCAAAGUGGAUUCACCUGAACUGGGGAGAUGAUGGGUUGAUUACCCUAUUUUCUAAAGUGUGGAAACUUCUUGUCCCGGGUGGCACUUUUAUCUUGGAGCCGCAGCCUUGGGAUUCAUAUAAGAAGAACUAUCAAGUCUCCAAGGUAUUUGUUUUUUCUCUUCGAGUAAGCAAGAUCUUAGUAUACAGAACAGCAGCUGAAAAUUACAGAAACAUAAUGUUUCCCCCAGAGAGUUUCCGGGAAAUUUUGCUAGAUAAGAUCGGUUUCAGAUCCGUCGAGGACCUCACUGCAGGGUUGACAGGCAGUAAAACGGGAUUCAAUCGGCCGAUUUUCGCAUUCCACAAGUGACAAUCUAAGUGCCAUCUGGAUUUUGAUGAUAUGGGGUUUGGGGAGUCUUCUCCGGAAGCUACAUUUUGUUCAGCCCAUAUCGUUAUAGUUGACAGAAGCCUAUGAAGGUGGUGCUCUUAUUAUGUGAGCAUCACAGGAGCUCUUGCUCACACUAUCUCUCUUCAUAACCCCAUCUGUUGCACUUAGUUACAAGUGGAAGUUGGUCACUGCCAAUAUGUAAAUUGAAUUCAAAUGUCAAUGUGGAUCAUCACCGUGGUUUCUUAGACGGUUUUGGUAAUGAAAUUGGUCGCUAUUUCGGAUUAUUUUCUCCA
Molecule: messenger RNA, 1634 nt
Organism: Linum tenue
Lineage: Eukaryota; Viridiplantae; Streptophyta; Magnoliopsida; Malpighiales; Linaceae
Source: the annotation of a GenBank genome assembly